This is a messenger RNA of Arabis nemorensis, 819 nucleotides long. The record is from the annotation of a GenBank genome assembly. Lineage: Eukaryota; Viridiplantae; Streptophyta; Magnoliopsida; Brassicales; Brassicaceae.
AUGGCGGCUACACUGUACAAGUCUUGUCUUCUUCAAUCCAAGUCCGGCUCCACCACUCGCCUAAACCCUUCUCUCGUCAAUCUCCAUCGUAAUCCGACCAGAGUUUCGGUUUCGGGGAAGAGUCGUAGAGAUGUCAUUGCGAAAGCUUCGAUUGAAAUGGCCAACUCGACACCUUUUGCUCUUGUCAAUUCCUCUAAGCAGAAUGGUCCCAUCAUUGUGAUUGAUAAUUACGACAGCUUCACCUACAACCUCUGCCAGUAUAUGGGAGAGCUAGGAUGUCAUUUUGAAGUUUACCGCAAUGAUGAACUUACAGUAGAGGAGCUGAAAAGUAAAAAUCCAAGAGGGCUGCUGAUUUCUCCAGGGCCGGGUACUCCUCAAGACUCUGGGAUUUCCUUGCAAACUGUUUUGGAACUUGGACCACGCGUUCCUUUAUUUGGUGUAUGUAUGGGUUUGCAGUGUAUAGGAGAAGCAUUUGGAGGAAAGAUUGUGCGGUCACCAUUUGGUGUUAUGCAUGGGAAGAGCUCAAUGGUUCACUAUGAUGAGAAAGGAGAAGAAGGCUUGUUCUCUGGAUUAUCAAACCCUUUCCUUGUAGGUAGAUAUCACAGCCUCGUUAUCGAAAAAGAAACAUUUCCCAGUGAUGAACUCGAGGUUACUGCAUGGACAGACGAUGGUCUGGUUAUGGCCGCGCGUCACAGGAAGUACAAGCAUAUACAGGGAGUUCAAUUUCAUCCAGAGAGUAUUAUAACAACCCAAGGCAAGACAAUUGUCCGCAAUUUCAUCAAACUUGUAGAAAAAAAGGAAGCUGAGAAGUUGACAUAG